Messenger RNA from Medioppia subpectinata, 1188 nucleotides. Lineage: Eukaryota; Metazoa; Arthropoda; Arachnida; Sarcoptiformes; Oppiidae. The record is from the annotation of a GenBank genome assembly.
AUGGGUUUCGAUAUAAACAGAUUCCGGGAAUCGGAUAUCAAAGAGGAGUUUAUUUGUCCGAUUUGUCACGACAUCCUUCAGGAACCGAUUCUUCUCCAGACGUGCGAACAUGUCUUCUGCAGUCAGUGUAUCAAUGAAUGGCUUCAGAAAUGCAAACAAAAGUCGUGUCCAAUCGAUAGGGAAGAGAUCUGCGAGAACUCUCUGCGACCUCCGCAGAGAUCCUUCAAGAAUUUGAUCUCAAAUUUAUUGAUUUCAUGCGAUUUUCUCUCAAAUGGUUGCCAACAAUGGAUCAAAAUAGACGAACUGUCAGUCCAUACAAAUGCUUGUGUUUAUAAUCCGGUAAUUAUGAGCCAAAAGAUUGAAUGUCCGGCAAAUUGUGGAGCAAUUAUCACACGCUGUGAGAGUAGAGAUGAACACAAUUGUGUGAUAUUUCUUAAGAAAAUUAUUGAUUCAAAUAAGGAUAGUAUUGAAGAAUUGGUUAAUGAAAACAAACGUCUGUCCAAAGAGAGCAACACAUUGAAUACUAAAUACAAUCACUUGAAAGACGAAUACGAAGAGGCGAUGAAUCAAUUGAAACAUUUUUGUAUUGAAAAUAAAAAGUUUUCAACUGAUUUGACGAAUACUAAACAGGAGUUAGCGAUUAAUAACGAAAAUCUCAUUCAAUUAAAUAAAACUAAUGACAAGAAAGACAUGACUAUCGACGCCCUGAAGACAGAGAUUCAGAAUCUUAAGAAAAACAACCAAACAAUGCUCCAAAUGUUGAAAAGUAGAGACAAUGAAUCCAAACAUAACGGAAACCAUUGUCCAGAAUCGUUACCUCUUAUAAGUUUUGACAAUGAUUUGAGAGAACCCGAGAGAAGCCCUUCUAGUGAUACACUAAUCAAGACAUCCGUAGAUAACAAGCAAUUGAUUGAAGCGCUCUCUAAGAGACACGGAUUGUCCAACAGAAGAGUCAUCUCCGCUAUGCUAUCAAUAGAUAGGGGAGUGUUUGCCCCCUCAGCGGCCAGUUAUGUCUUACAUCACAUCCGAUCGAUUGGUUACGGGGCGCACACGGGUCCGGCCACUUACGAGGCCGCACUUCUUCAGUUCCUUGAGCCCCAUCUGAUGCCUAACUGUAAAGUUCUCGAUAUCGGUUCGGGAACUGGUUUUUUGACCGCUUGUAUAAAUUGCGGGCCAAAGGAAUGUUAA